AUGUUUAUUCGCGAUCUCAUUGCCAGUCUUUGCCUUCUCUUUAUCAAUAUGGUGCGCUUGAAAACUCUCUACGGCCUCUUCACCCUCGCCUGCACGAUCAUUCGGAAAGUUGUCCGGCAUACACAUCAACAUGGGGAACGAGACAUUGUUGCAGCAGGGCAAUACACGUACCUGGCACUCCUCAUAUUCUUGACCUGGGCACUCUCCAGGGGAACCGGCCAUCGUAUCGAAAUCCGCCGUUUAUUUCCACAGCAGCUUCCCGUGUUGGCCCAGGUUUCACGAAUCUGGUCGCGUUGGAAGAAUAGAGUGGUAUCGACCUAUUCAGCCUGGAGCAGACGACUCUAUCAAGUACUAGCAACCGCCUGGAAGUUGUUUUCGUUCUGGAAGAAAACAGAGACUGUUACUGUACCUCCGACAGGCACGGUUCAACAAUUUCUAGCCGACUGUGAUCAGGACGCCUCUCCCGAUGAAGAAGAAACCACCAUUUGCCUGCUCUGCCACGAAUCGCUUUAUCUCAAAAGUCCUGCAUUGUACAUGUGUUGCAACAACGUCCACCGUCUUCAUCUGCGGUGUGCUAGUAAAGUCAUGACUGAUGAACAGCCCUGUUCUUUGUGUCACGACGAGUUGUUUGUCGUCGAACAAUCCGAAGCAGAGAUUGCCCAAUCGGCCACGAAAAACAGGCAAAAGAACAAGAAGCAGAGGAGAAGGCGCUAG
Molecule: messenger RNA, 714 nt
Organism: Capronia epimyces CBS 606.96
Lineage: Eukaryota; Fungi; Ascomycota; Eurotiomycetes; Chaetothyriales; Herpotrichiellaceae
Exons: 2
Coding region: 1-714 (237 amino acids)
Source: RefSeq, a predicted model, not a curated record